Molecule: messenger RNA, 507 nt
Organism: Malus domestica (apple)
Lineage: Eukaryota; Viridiplantae; Streptophyta; Magnoliopsida; Rosales; Rosaceae
Source: RefSeq, a predicted model, not a curated record
AUGGUUUGCCACGCAGACUCUUUCUUCAUCGGCCGCCCGGUUCCUGCCUUAGCCAUCAACGACGAGCUCAUGCUUGGCCAGACCUAUUUCGUUCUUCCGAUUGAUCGUUUCGCAUGCAGCGUCCUCUCAGCCUCGACCCUCGCCGCCCUAGGCUCAUCGUCGAGGCCCAACAAGAAGGCAGCUCCUAUCAAUUUCGGGGAGUGCCCGUUUGAGUAUAUAAAGGGUUCAAACGGAAAGGUCUUGAUCAAGGUGGUGCCAGAGUUCAUAGCAAGGCUAAUUGCAAGAAGUCACAAGGAAAUUGAUGGGUCGUCUGAGGCUAUAAGUUCUGUAAAUACUACUUUUCUUUGUAGCACACCUGAGCUGCAAAAGCACUAUGAACAACUCGUUGUGUCUAAAGAGCAAUUAUGGUCGCCUAAGCUUGAAACCAUUUCUGAGUAUAAGGUUAGGUUUUCACCAUGCAAAUAUAUAGGGCUGGAGUGGAAAGAAAAAGAGCAGGAAGUCAUCUAG